UAUUUUUACGACGAAACAACAAGAAAUGCGAUUUUUUAAUUCCUCUCCGAAUGUGAAGCGGGCCACAGAUAAUGGAGCAACGGGCCACAUGUGGCCCGCGAGCCUGGGUUUGGACCACCCUGCUCUAUGUUCUUAAAGUUUUUUGUAUGGGAUAUGAUAAUAAUAUUGAUUUAUUUGUUUAGACAAGCAAUAUUCAUUCUACAAUACAUUGCUAUAUUAUGAUUUGGUUGUGUCAAAUUUUUUUUGUAAUAUAGGUGGAGUAAUUGAGCUGAUACUUUAUACCCUUCAUAAAUUAUGUAUUGUUUGAUUGAUAUGCUUAAUUCUCUCAUUCAGAAUUUAAAAAAUGAUUGAUACCUUAUAAAUAUAGAAAAUGGCAGGCAGGUACAAACUUCUGAAUCCAUUGGAUCUGCCUAAAGAAAAAAAGGGAGUAAAGGAUGCUGCAUCGAUUCAAUUGGAAAAUGAUGAUGAACCUGCAUCCCCUGUUCAGUUACCAGUGAGCGUGGAAGAGAUUCAUGAGAGACCUGUGCUCACACCUUUAAAAGACAAAGAAAUUAUGCAAUCUGUUGGACUUGUACGACAGUAUUUACGAGAUACUGGUGUAAAUGCAAAUAUGAAUAAAUUUACAUCAGCUCUUCUCCAAAACAAUAUUUUGCCAUAUAAUCCAUAUCCUGGGUAUAUCAAGAGAUUCCGAAAGUUAUCAGAAAAGUUUCAUACUAGAAGAGAAACGCUUCAAACAGUACAAAGAAAAAUACAACAGUGCCCCACAUUCUUGACAGGGACUGGGAUUUUGAGUGGAGUGAAAUUGCCUGGAGCAAAAUUAUGGGGACUGCAGCAUGUUUUGAGUGGUACAAAUCCCAAAAUCUUAAACGAUUAUAGGUCCAUUAUCAAGUCCUGCACUGUGGAUCAGACAAAAAUUAGUGGAAAAUUUGGUGAUGAUGUGGCUCUUUUACCAACAAUUACUGGUCCUUGUAUUUUCUCUGGGUCACUUCAUGACCAAUGUUUCAAACUUGAUGUUAGUGUCUCAGUUCUUGUGACAACCACCGAUUUUCAAGUUGCAGCAAAGAAUCUUGGUCUUGCAAUUUUAUUAGAUCUUGAACAUAUAUCUUCAAACACAGACCACCUUAUUAUAUCUUUGAAGGUACCGGUAAUUUCUGAUGAUACUUUUGUUACAAAAACAUGGAGUGCAGACGAGAUACAAUCAGUAUUAUCUUCCGCCAAUGUAUCAACUAAAGAUGAAUUUGUGCAAGCCAUUGGCGUAGCUGCGCUCAAGAAACAUGAUACUAUUGUACAAUUGCUAGCACAAACAAGUAAAGAUUCUAUUUCAAAGUUGAGUGGCCACUAUAUAAAAGUUGAAAAAUCCUACAACUUAAUGACAGUGAUGAAAAGUAAGAAUUCUGGACAAAUGUCAUUGUUUAUAUCGAAUGCACAGUACCAAGCACUUCAUGAAGGUUUAUUUAUCGAGAAAUCUGAUGCAGAGAUUUAUCUGAGUGCAUUUAAGAAGUAUUCUACAGCUGGAUCUCCUUUGUCACAGAAUGUAUGCAAUGCUGUGCAAAAAAUAUGGCAGGAAAGAAUCGCGGGAAAGCAAAUUGAAUCAAACUUGACUGAAAUCCUACAUCAUCAGUUUCUUAUGGAGCAUGUACAAAACCAGAACAAACCAUCAUCAACAAAAAAUGAAGAUUCACUAGCAAUACAAAUUUAUAGAGUUUUACGCGGCUUUGGCCAAAAAUUGGAAUACAUAAGCACUUUAAUAACCACAUUAAAUGACAUUGCUUCAUCAAAGUUUCUAUACUCUGAUGUAAAAAUAUUUCAAAAUGUUUUUUCACAGUGUCAAAGUUGUCUAAAUGAAUUCUUUGAUGAAACUGCUCAUGAACUGUCUUCAGCUGAAGCCUCAGCACGGCUUGUGAUAAGAUCAUAUUUGGGAAAAAUCGACAAAUUAGCAAAUGAUCAGAAGUUCAACAAAAUAAAACCAUAUUUGAGCUUUAUGAAGGGUUAUAUUAAAGCCAUAUCAUUUUGUUUAAUUGAAGAUUCACUUGAAGAGUUUGGCAAAAUACGAGCUGCACAAUCACAAAUAAAUGCUGUUUUGCAAGUAGAUUUUGGACAAGAUCUCAACAUUGAUCUCCGAUCGGAUGAAUUUCGACAUAAAACCGAGACUACUUCAUUCACCAGCAUCGAUAAAAAAAUACUAGACUUGUCAUUGACAAAUGUGGCAUCCCCUGCGCAAAUUUCACCGCAUGCCGCUCGAAUGCAAUACUGCAUUGAUGUGAGGAUUGAUGAAGUGUGGAAAACUUUCAUGAAUAAUAUGCUUAUAAUGAAAAACAAUCUUCCGGCAAAUCCUUACCCAAGCUUAGUCACCUUGCUGCGACAAGCCUCUUUGAAAGUUCAGCUUUUCCGUGAAGACAAUUCAGUCAUUGUUAGGAGAUUGCUUGGCAAACCAAAAUCUUAUGAUGAUAAGUUGAAAUUAUUUUCCAUUCCUGGUGCGUCUGCAUAUGGAACAUAUAGCGCUGUUUCUGCCCUGAAUUCAGUUGGUUUUCGUCAAAUUAGUACUAUGGCUUCUAGUGUAGCAAUAAUACCUCCACAGGCAGGAAAAGGAACACCUGCUGUAGCAGCUGGUGCAUUCGAGCUGAAAUCCUUUACAGCAAUUUCAAAUGAAGCUUUACUGUAUGGAUCAGUGACGCCCUAUAUAUCAACUAUUACUGUCAACGAAUACUGUUUCAUCAAGGGCUCACCGGCUCAAAAACAUGAUGGAAUAUUGAGGUUUUCAAAAGUACUGUUGAUUAACCUUGGAAACUUACAAACUCAGGGUAUUUUGCCAGUGAGAGCAUUUUUUUCUGAUGUGAAUUUGAAACUUAAUGAUUUGAAUGCUGUUUCAUCGGAGUUUCACAACCAGUUCGUGUCUACUGUUGAUACUCAACAACCCAUUAUGAUACAUUUGCUUAUGCCCCUGGACUGGCGUUACGUACUAAUUAAAAAGAUAAUCCAUGUUUAUUUUGUGAAUGAAAUGACAGAUGACACUACAUUUUUGACGAAACAUGAUCCACUCGCACCUCUGUGCCAGGUCUUUCUAAAUGGAAUUGAUGCCGCUGAAUACACAAGACGUAUUCAGAUUUUUGACGAAACGAAUGAUGAUUUAUUAAAAAGUAAGAUCAUGGAGACAUGGAAUGAAUUUGAUUGGCCAUCAUUCGCACAAUUUUUACUUGUGCAAGGAAUCGGUACCAGUGCUGGGGAAGACCUCACUGAGGAAAAAAUUGAAGCAAUAGGUUUCGGUUGGAAGUUAUUUCAUAGUCCCUAUGGUGCACUGCACUACUCAUCUGCUAUUGCUAAAGCUAUAAGGGAAGGAUUAAAAUAUGAUAUUAAAUCAGAUACGGCAUCAACAGUGAAAAAGAACCUCAAAGUGAUGCUCGCAGGUUAUCGUAAUAUUCUGAAUACUACUUUAACAGCGCAAAGUACAAUGUCAUCAUCAGCCUUGAAUCUCUAUUGUCAGGACUUGCUCCAAAAUGCUGCACCAGUUGGUACAGUGGAACUGACACAAGGGUCAAAUUUGCCAAGAGUGCUCGAUCAUGUAGCGAGCAUCACACAAGCGAUUUCAGAUUCUAUUGCUAUGGAUCUGGUUGAAUGCUUUCUAUCAAUAAGAAAGAUUGUCGACUCCAAAACAAAGUACUGAAUUAUCAUUUAUUUAUUGCACAGUUAAAUGUAUAUAAAUUAACAUAAAAUUACAAAUGACUGGACAAGUGAUCUUUUUGUAACAAUCCGUAAACUUCUUCAGACAUAUCAAUAGUCUGCUUUGUGAUAUAUUUAUUCGAAUUAUCUGCCAUUUUAUUUAAAAAAUAGCGAUAAUUCACCAUGAGGCCGCAAGACUGUUGCAUCCCAGAUAGGCUUUCAUCAGCCAUCCAAUUGACCC
Styela clava is the source of this 3898-nucleotide messenger RNA. RefSeq lists its product as uncharacterized. The record is from RefSeq and is a predicted model, not a curated record. NCBI's taxonomy places the organism in Eukaryota, Metazoa, Chordata, Ascidiacea, Stolidobranchia, Styelidae.